UCAGUUCAGUCUUUCAUUGGUGCUCACCGGCUGCGCGUGCUAAGCUCCGAGUUGCUAGGUCCAGAACCAUACCUUUCAGAUACUGUAUCCAAACUCCGGGCAAUCCGCUGCCGCUUUAUAAACAAACAGUUAAACAAACCGACCGCUCGAACGUCGCCGUGUGUGUGUGUGCCUGUGUGCUUUUCGCCCUCAUUGUGCUCUCGUGCAAAUGAAAAUUUCAUUGAGCAGAAAGUCGCAGCAGCAGAAGCAGCAGUAGAAAAGUGGAAAAUCCUAAAGCGGCGCCAGCCUCAGCAAAAAAAGAAAAUAAAUUAAAAAUCUCGGCUGGUGAAAUUUCAGUCGAGAACUAGACGCUGCAAUUAAGCCAAAUACAGACCGAACCACGACGAGUCCAUCGCUGGAAAACUGCCAAAACAGCCACGCCAAUCGAUUGCAGGCGUUCCGCAAAUUGAAGUUCAAUCAGCGCAGCUUGUACCGCUAAAUCGACCGACAAAGAUGCAGUGCGGUCUGGAGCAGAUGAACGACUGUGAGCGGUCGCCGAACCGGACGAACCUCCGGGUCAACUUCAACGAGAAGGGGGCGGAGGUGAAGGAGCGGCGGGAGAAGUUCCUCACGGCCAAGUACGGGUCACACCAGAUGAGCCUCAUCCGCAAGCGGCUGGCCGUGGAGAUGUGGCUCUACGACGAGCUCCAGAAGCUCUUCGAUCCACCAAACGAAGCCAUCGAUGUGGACAUCGACGAGAUACUGGACAUGGACACUGAUGACAUAAGGAGAUCUCAUCUUAUAAGAUUACUGUCCGUCUGCAAACGCCCGCAAUCAGACAUAUCGAAGUUCAUUGGCGAUCUCCUGGAUCGCGCAAAAACCCUGUAAAUCGCCGAUGCCUCAUUUGGGAAAUCAUCCAGCAGACCUACACAUACAUACAUAUAUACUAUGCAGAUAAACAAGAUGAAUUAACAAAAUCUAGAUUAUUAAGUUUAGCUUGGAACGCAAAGAACAAAGAAUUCUUGAGAUCUACCUAUUCGAACACUGUGUUGAUUUUCUCUAUGUACUUUAGUUGUUAGUUUGUAUCUUUGCGCUGAUUAAUUUGAAGUCUAACCUAAUUUAAGCUACCCCAGGAAAUGAUAAACAUGAUGAAGAUCGUUAGCCGUAAGCUUAUGGUGUAAUGCCGCCGAAAACAUAAUACUUCAUCAAUUUUGUGAUGAUAUUUUUUUAAUAAAACACAAACAUGAUAUGAUAUACCCCAAAAAGCAAAA
Molecule: messenger RNA, 1250 nt
Organism: Drosophila mauritiana
Lineage: Eukaryota; Metazoa; Arthropoda; Insecta; Diptera; Drosophilidae
Product: protein phosphatase 1 regulatory subunit 14B
Exons: 4
Coding region: 493-867 (124 amino acids)
Biological process (GO): regulation of phosphorylation
Cellular component (GO): cytoplasm
Molecular function (GO): protein serine/threonine phosphatase inhibitor activity
Source: RefSeq, a predicted model, not a curated record